CACCCUCACCGGAGGAAAAGCGAAGAGGAACAGCUGACUGCAAAUCCGCUCCGGCGCCCGCGAGCCUCCUCGGCCGGGCAGCGGCUCCUGUUGCUUCUCGGAGCUCCGUUGCCCUUAGGGGAAAUCUCCCGCGCGCCCGCUCGCCGGCGCCGAGGAGAAGAGGGCCGGGGCGCGGGGGCGGGCGCGGGCAGAGGGGUCUGCGUGGGGCCGCUACCCAGAAGCCACCGGCCGGCGGCAGCCCGGGAGCCCAGCCCGCCCCAACUCAGCGGAGCCGGGAGGCGGGAAAGCUGCGCAGGCCGCGCCCACUGCCCUGCCCCCAGCCCGCCACUCCCAGGCUCCGCGGGCCUCGCUCGGCGCGUCCUCCCGGGAUCGGCUUGGAGGGGAGCGGUUGUGCAGACGUGAUGGAGGUGGUGCUGAUCUUUCUCUGCAGCCUGCUGGUCCCCGCAGUCCUGACCAGUGCGACUGAGCAGGAGAAAGAAACGGACCCUUUUCAUUAUGACUACCAGACCCUGAGGAUUGGGGGAUUGGUGUUUGCUGUGGUCCUCUUCUCUGUUGGGAUCCUCCUUAUUCUGAGUCGCAGGUGCAAGUGCAGCUUCAGUCAGAAGCCCCGGGCUCCAGGAGACGAGGAAGCCCAGGUGGAGAACCUCAUCACUGCAAAUGCGGAGCCCCAGAAAGCAGAGAACUGAAGUGCAGCCUCCAGUGAAGCCUCAAGAACCUGAGGGCAGCUGCAGCAACCUUUAGAUGCAGAUAUCGAUAAGAAAACUGGCCAUUUCAACCACAAAUCUUUCCCCAGGAGAAGCCAACAACUCGUGUGUCCCUUGCACCCUCCCCUGUCCCUGCUAACCCCAAUUCUCCACAUAUCAUGCAUCUCACACGGGCCUUCCACACCUGCAGCCUGCUGUCUCGUCACUGCCUGUGCCGUGUCUGUAUGUGUGUGUGUAUAUGUGUGCGUGUGUAUAUGGUGACUAUGAUCUUUGUGGCUAUUUGUGUGUGGACAGUUGCAUUUGUGAACUGUGGAUUCACUUUCCUGGGCAGGAGCUGUGCCCAGUUGCCAUCUGCUCCUCCCUGCCACCCUGGGGGCCUCCAUCGCUUCCUACUCCCUAGAGUCUGCUUUGCCCCUAAGAGACCUGCCCCCGUCUUGAUUUGGGGAUGAGGGUAGAGUAGAAAUCCCCACCUCUCUUGGGACUGGGAAGGUUUGCAUCACCUUCCUCAUGGCCUUUCACGGACCCUCUUCAGUCCUUUCGCAAGAACCUUGCUCUUGUAUUCCAUCCCGACCGGAGUCCGUUCAGAAGGCCUCAGCAAUUGGAAGUCCAGAGAAGGAGGCGGGGAGCCCAGUGUUGCUGUCAGGCAGGCUCGCCCGACCGCAGUUCUUUUUCUUCUUGGGGCUUCCGCCAUGGAGUCCCUACCUGUCCUGCCCCUUGGUGGAGCACCGGGAUGUUCAGGCCCAGGGCUUCUACUCUGCCCCUUGGGAAUGUGCCCCUUGCAUAUCUUCUCAGCAAUAACCCCAUGGGCUCUGGAGCGCGGCUGCCCUCACUUUCCGAGACGUCCAUCUAUAACCCAGCUCUCUCAGACUCAGUGUCCCAUUCCUGAAGGUGGGUCCCGGGCAGUUGAUGGCUGAGGGAUUCCCAUUCCAUUGGGGUCAGCAUGCAGGGAGAGCAGGAAGGGCUCUGCUUCUCUGCCCAUGUCCCGCUGGCCAGGCAGCAGCAAUACCUCCUGUGUCCUCUGCACCUGUCAGUGGUCAGAGUGGUGAGCGAUGUGUGAGCAGUGGUUGUGCUGCCGGUCAGAGGCCAGCAGGCUUGCACAUAGCCCUGCUGCAGAGCAACAACAAGAAGUUGAAGGUCAUAAGAGAGUGGAAACUCCAGCCAGAUCCCUCCCCACUUGUCCAUUGUGUUCCCAUGGAAACUAAACCUUGCCAUGUGACCAGGACUGCUGCUCUCUGUCUUGUGAUCUAUCCUCUCUACAACAACAGAAAAGAAAUAAAACAUCAUUGUUUCC
Messenger RNA from Heterocephalus glaber (naked mole-rat), 1995 nucleotides. RefSeq names its product FXYD domain containing ion transport regulator 6 (gene Fxyd6). The record is from RefSeq and is a predicted model, not a curated record. Gene Ontology annotation, molecular function: sodium channel regulator activity. Gene Ontology annotation, cellular component: membrane. NCBI's taxonomy places the organism in Eukaryota, Metazoa, Chordata, Mammalia, Rodentia, Bathyergidae. Gene Ontology annotation, biological process: regulation of sodium ion transmembrane transporter activity.